AUGAAUAAUUAUGUGGCUUUAUGGUGCAUAUUCAUCUGGAUUAAUGAUGUUCUUGGGGAAAGUGUUGGCUUCCCGGAAAAGCGUCUGCUGCGGGAAUUAUUUCAGGAAUACAACUCGAUGACGAGGCCUGUCCAAAACUAUAGCGAUGUUGUCACCGUAAACUUCGGUAUAUCGCUCAAUCAGAUCCUAGACUUGGAUGAAAAGAAACAGAUCAUAACCACGUCUGUGUGGGUAAAAGAAAUUUGGCAUGAUGAAUCUUUGACAUGGGAGCCGGAGAAAUAUGAAAACACAACACGACUGAUUGUGUCAUCCACUGAACUAUGGUUACCGGACGUGUUUAUCUUCAAUACGGCUGGUGGACACGCAGAGGGGUUUGUGAACGUAACCGGAAGCAAACUUCUUAUAGAGAAUUCUGGUAUGGUCACAUGGACAGUUCCCUUGAUGAUAAAGAGUUCCUGUCCCGUAGAUGUGACGUAUUUUCCAUACGACCAGCAGACGUGUGAAAUCCAUUUUGGGUCUUGGAUUUAUGACGUCACUAAAGUCGACUUGCAACUUCUGUCCAAAAAACCGAACCUGCAGCAAUACAUACUGAAUAAUGAAUUUGAUCUCCUGGGUGUGAAUUUAUACAGAACUAUGGUAGACGAGACAUGUUGCCCGGGAACAGGCUCUCACCCAAUCAUCCAUUUUCAAAUGACCAUCAAACGGAAAUCCAUUUAUUAUGACUAUAUUGUAAUAGCCCCAACAAUCAUGCUUUGUAUUUUGACCUUGGCAUCUUUCUGGCUGCCGUGUCACCAUGGAGAGAAGAUAGCCAUAGGUUUGACUGUAUUCCUCACUCUUUAUGUCCUACAACUUCUAAUUGCCGAGAACGUACCAGAUACAAAUACAACACCAGUUCUAGGUGUCUUCCUCUUUCUGGUAAUGACCCUCAACUGUAUAUCCUUGAUAAUGGCAACGCUGGUAAUGAGUAUAAAGAGACGAUCAACACUCAAACCAGUCCCCAAAGUACCACCCAUAAUGUUAUGGGUCUGCAAGCAGAUUCUGGGGAAAAUUACCUGUACACCACCGGAGUCUCGUUUCCAUAGAUACAACCUCUGUGAUGAUGACGAGGAGCCAGUUGAGACUAUUGAUUCAACAGCAUCAUGGGCUUCCUUAGAUUACUUACUUCAUGAAUUUGAAGAGGAUAUGGAUGAAGAAGAUGCGUUAUCUAUCCACCUUUCACCUAACAUUGAUAAUAAGGACAUGUCCCACAAUGGGGUCGUAGCCAGUGCUUUAUCCUAUAGACGAACUCUCAAAAACAGACAGUCAUACCGGAGAGCUAUACAAAGCGAAAACACGCCAAACAAAACCCUGUCCACUUCCCAGAACAAUGUGAAUAACAGGUCGACUCCAAAGCCCAUAUCCAAAGUCAGUUCGGAUUGUUCGGUCAGGAAACAACAGUGGUGCUACGUGGCUGAGACAGUAGACAAGGCUUCCUUUAUUGUGUAUUUUGCCAGCAUGUUUGUCACAAUCUUAACUGUUCUAGUAUUUGUGCCAAGUUUGCAGAGCGUUAACACCUGAC
Messenger RNA from Saccostrea echinata, 1558 nucleotides. RefSeq names its product neuronal acetylcholine receptor subunit beta-3-like. Gene Ontology annotation, biological process: chemical synaptic transmission; monoatomic ion transmembrane transport; regulation of membrane potential. The coding region runs from base 1 to 1557 and encodes 518 amino acids. The transcript is spliced from 7 exons. Gene Ontology annotation, molecular function: transmembrane signaling receptor activity; acetylcholine-gated monoatomic cation-selective channel activity. Gene Ontology annotation, cellular component: postsynaptic membrane; synapse; neuron projection. NCBI's taxonomy places the organism in Eukaryota, Metazoa, Mollusca, Bivalvia, Ostreida, Ostreidae. The record is from RefSeq and is a predicted model, not a curated record.